AUGGUAAUGUUUUGGCUCAUUCACUCUGUUUUUACUAACAUAGCCGAAAGUAUUAUGUUUCUUGAUAGGGCCAUUGAUAUGUGGAAUGAUCUUGUUGAGCGCUUCAAUCAGGGAAAUGGCCCAAGAAUUUUUCAAUUGAAAACUCAUCUUCUCAGUCUCAAACAAGGAGACCAAUAUGUGAGUAGCUAUUUCACCAAGCUCAAAUCCCUUUGGGAUGAGCUUAAAGAAUUUCAACCUUCAGCCACUUGCACUUGUGGAGCCAUGAAGAAAUUGGUUGAGUUCUAUAAUCAAGAACAAGUCCUCCAGUUCCUCACCGGUCUUAACGAGUCCUACCACUUUGUGCGAGCUCAAAUCUUGCUCAAUGAUCUGCUGCCUUCCAUUUCCAAGGUUUUCUCAGUGGUCAUUCAAGAAGAGCAUCAAUGUACCCUUGGUGACACCUUUCCAGUCGCCUCUGCUGUCCACCCACCAAUUCCUCCAGCCUCUCAAAACAAACAGCAACGACCUUCUUGCUCCCAUUGUAUGAAACCGGGCCAUCUUGUUGACAAAUGCUUUUUUCUCCAUGGUUAUCCCUCCUUGUUAUGGGGAUAA
This is a messenger RNA of Humulus lupulus (European hop), 588 nucleotides long. RefSeq lists its product as uncharacterized. Bases 1 to 588 code for a protein of 195 amino acids. NCBI's taxonomy places the organism in Eukaryota, Viridiplantae, Streptophyta, Magnoliopsida, Rosales, Cannabaceae. The record is from RefSeq and is a predicted model, not a curated record. The transcript has a single exon.